AUGGGUCCGGUUCUGUUAGCUCUUUGGAGUUGUCUCCUGUUGGGGCUCGGUGCUGCCACCAGUUUGAGACAUGACCGUACGAAGCGGUCUUCCCACUGUUACGGAGACCUGGGCUGUUUCUCAAACGAGUACCCGUUCAACAAUUCUGAUGGGGCCUUGCCUUUAUCUCCAAGUCAAAUACGUCCAACUUUCCUACUUUUCUCCGAAAGAAGUAUUCCAAGCGCUCCCUUCCGGUUAGUGCGCAACGACAGACACAACCUAUGGACGUCCGGAUUUGAAGCCAGUCUCCCCACUAAGAUAAUUAUACACGGUUUCACUCAGAACGGAAAUGUACCCUGGGCGCAUGACAUGAUGUCUGAACUUAUAAGAAAGGAGAGAAUGAACGUGAUUAUUGUGGACUGGGGAAGGGGUUCUGGGUUUCCCUACACACAGGCAGUCGCAAAUACUCGUGUUGUCGGAGCGGAGGUAGCGGCCAUGAUCUCUUACCUGAAUACCGCCGCAGGAACCACCAACUCACAGUACCAUCUUAUAGGGCACAGUCUCGGCGCCCACGUCUGUGGCUAUGUAGGAGAGAUCGUCAGAGGACUAGGACGAAUUACAGGUUUGGAUCCCGCUGAACCGAACUUUGAAGACACACCAGUGGAAGUUCGUCUUGAUUCUAACGAUGCUAACUUUGUUGACGUUAUUCACACCGACGGAUCGGAAUUCGAUACCAUUUCCGGUUACGGUAUGAAGAUGCCAUGUGGUGAUAUGGACUUCUAUCCCAAUGGAGGACGUAAUCAGCCUGGUUGUACACACGAGACAUGGACCAACGUCGUAUCUCACCUAGAGUUAGGACCACAAGCUGUUGGCGGCAUGCUGGCCUGCAGUCACGACCGGUCAAUCUACCUAUUUACUGAGUCCAUUAACGGUAGGUCCUGCACCCUGAAGGGCCAUCCUUGUCAGAGCUACGAGGAUUUUGUGGUAGGACGCUGCUUCUCCUGUGGAAACCAACCAUGUCCCAGCAUGGGCUACCACGCCGAUAGUUUCAGAGCGAGGGGAAAAUUCUACCUGGCCACUACAGACAGUCCACCAUAUUGUGGCAACUUUUACCAAGUGACCGUCCAGUUUGGACCGACCAUGGCAACUGAUCACGGAGAGUUACAUCUCCGGAUACUUGGAACAUCGGGACUCUCGGAAAUAUUCGCCAUCAAAAGUUUCAACCCCCAGACCGGACGUGACGACGGUUUCCAACAGAACCAGGAACGGAAGGUUAUGCUUGUGUCCAGAAGCUACCUAGGCGACAUACUGAAUGUACAGGCCCAGUUCCAGGAGUCCAGAUCCCUGCUAUCGUAUUUCUGGACCGGGGAGAUAUCUCUCUCCAGAAUCAUGGUGACCGACGGCAAAACGGAAGCCAGAUACCUAUUCUGUGUAGGCGAGGCUGUACUACGCGCAGGACAAGCAAUGGUCGGCUUCAACCAUGCAGUUCAUACUGUGGCGGAAUGUACCACAAGGCAGUAGCUACGAUAGGUGCCGAUCAAAUGGGAUGUAUAAACAUCCGGCUAGGCGACAUAAACUGUAAAUCUGAUCGGCAUUAUUUAUGUCCAUGUCCUUGAUUUUAGAAUAUAAAUAGUAUCUGUGUUUAUAUAUGUAAUACAAGAAUUCGUUGUUCCAGAAAUCUACUGGUCAAGCAUAUCAUGCCACUAAAUCGAAGCUCCUUGAAUAUGACAUUACUAUACUCUGUAAGCCAGAAUUUGAAAUGGGUGGAUGUGAGUUAUUUACACCGGCCAACACUAUGUCCCUAAAUAUAGUGUUUUGUGGUUAGCAAGACAGAGUUAGUGUCAUACAAAUGGACAACGUUGUACAAUUUAAUCAGAAGUUAUCUCCCUUAUAAUGUACAUUUUGAGAAUCAUACUGAUCCAUGAUGUAAUAAAAGGACGGCGUUUAAUUUGAA
Molecule: messenger RNA, 1933 nt
Organism: Ylistrum balloti
Lineage: Eukaryota; Metazoa; Mollusca; Bivalvia; Pectinida; Pectinidae
Product: pancreatic lipase-related protein 2-like
Exons: 9
Coding region: 1-1500 (499 amino acids)
Biological process (GO): lipid metabolic process
Molecular function (GO): protein binding; triacylglycerol lipase activity
Source: RefSeq, a predicted model, not a curated record